Diaporthe batatas is the source of this 669-nucleotide messenger RNA. RefSeq lists its product as uncharacterized. NCBI's taxonomy places the organism in Eukaryota, Fungi, Ascomycota, Sordariomycetes, Diaporthales, Diaporthaceae. Bases 1 to 669 code for a protein of 222 amino acids. The transcript has a single exon. The record is from RefSeq and is a predicted model, not a curated record.
AUGUUGUCCAAAUUUCGCAGGCUGCUGCGGCGGCACAGUCCGGAGUCGCCCGCUGAGACCAAAGACAAGGAGGAAGUGUAUAAGCCGCACCCAGACGAUUUCCCAGUCUUUCCACCACCCUCUCCGAGGCAUCUCAUCCAAAAUGCGGAUCGAGAAUGGGCGAGGAUUGACCAAAGGAAAUAUGCCGCGCCGCGGGGCAUAUUUGAGGACUCGUCGCUGUAUGGACUGUACCGCCUGUAUGAGGUGAUCGUACUCGACAAGGUCUUUGGGUAUCGAAAUGGGCUAGAAGCGUUCUGGAGGCAAAAGACGUGGGCGAUCAAAGAUAUAGCUGAUCCCAAAGACGACGACCCGGAGCGGUAUGCCGUUCUCGCCGGCUGCACCUACCUGCUUGCCCGAUCUUUCAACGAGAGAGUUAAGCGCGGGCUCGAUCGACAGAUGCCAGCAAUCAUGCUUCAUGAGCAGGUAGAAGAGUGCAGGAAUAAGCCGGAUCAUCUCCGCCAGUAUGAGCGGGUUCCUCAGUGGGCGCAAGCUGUCAAGCCGUUGGAGGAAACACUGUUCAUCCCCACGCAUGAGGGUGAGCUUUUGAAAGGGAAGGAUGACGAGCGAGCCGACCCGGACUUUCUCGAGAAGAACAUCGUGCUAUGGACACCUCACGUCUUUUUUACUUGA